This is a messenger RNA of Nelumbo nucifera (sacred lotus), 825 nucleotides long. RefSeq lists its product as uncharacterized. The record is from RefSeq and is a predicted model, not a curated record. Lineage: Eukaryota; Viridiplantae; Streptophyta; Magnoliopsida; Proteales; Nelumbonaceae.
AUGGUGGACUUCACUGUGGUUCGUUGCCCCUCUUCGUACAACGCCAUCCUUGGUAGGCCGACCCUUAAUGCUCUUCAAGCUGCAGUCUCCACAUUCCAUCUCGCUAUGAAGUUCCCCAAAUAUGGUAUAGGGGUAGCACGUGGAGAUCAAAAAACUACGUGGCAAUGCUACCUGCUCUCCUGCCAAGGACCACGGUUGGCCGCAAAAACACUAAUGAUAGAAGCUUAUGACUUCCGAGAUGAGGUGAGGACAAAACGCGGCCAACCUGUCGAAGACCUCAUCCAAGUACCUCUUAACGAAGGAGACCCCGAGAGGAUAGUCCAGGUUGGCUCUCUCUUAAAUGACCACAUUCGAAAAAAGCUUGUACAGUUAUUGAGAGACCACGCUGAUGUAUUUGCCUGGUCGACAACAGAUAUGUCGGGGAUCGACCCCGAAGUCCUCACACACCAUUUGAACGCCGACCCCCGCUAUCGACCUGUUGAGCAGAGGAAGAGGAGUUUCGCAACAGAAUGGUGGCUGGUGAUUGCAGAUGAAGUACAAAAGCUACUCGACAUCGACUUCAUUCGGGAGGUCAAGUAUCCUGACUGGCUGAACAAAACAAGGCCUACCCCAAAAGACAACUUUCCUCUACCAAGGAUCGACCAACUUAUCGAUGCAAAGGCGAGCCAUGAACUCUUGAGCUUUAUGGAUGCCUUCUCAGGGUACAAUCAGAUCCGAAUGCAUCCCGAUGAUCAGGAGAAAACAGCCUUCAUCACCGACCGCGGCUUGUAUUGCUACAAGGUCAUGCCCUUUGGCCUCAAGAACAUCGGCGCCACUGACCAAUGA